This is a messenger RNA of Merops nubicus (carmine bee-eater), 2034 nucleotides long. Its product is annotated as serine/threonine-protein kinase Sgk3. The record is from RefSeq and is a predicted model, not a curated record. Lineage: Eukaryota; Metazoa; Chordata; Aves; Coraciiformes; Meropidae. The transcript has 16 exons. Gene Ontology annotation, biological process: protein phosphorylation. Gene Ontology annotation, molecular function: phosphatidylinositol binding; ATP binding; protein serine/threonine kinase activity. The coding region runs from base 1 to 1473 and encodes 490 amino acids.
AUGGAUCUGAAGGAGAGCUGCCCCAGCGUCAGCAUUCCCAGCUCCGACGAGCACCGGGAGAAGAAGAAACGAUUCACUGUGUACAAGGUGCUGGUGUCGGUGGGCAGGAGCGAAUGGUUCGUGCUGCGGCGCUACGCGGAGUUCGACAAGCUCUACAACACACUAAAGAAGCAAUUUCCCACCAUGAACCUGAAGAUUCCAGCUAAAAGAAUAUUUGGAGAUAAUUUUGAUCCUGAUUUUAUUAAACAGAGAAGAGCAGGACUGAAUGAAUUCAUUCAAAAUCUAGUUAGACAGCCAGAGCUAUGCAAAAACCCGGAUGUCAGAGCAUUCCUUCAGAUGGAUAACCCAAAACACCAGUCAGACCCAUCUGAAGAUGAAGAUGAAAGAAGCUGUCAGAAGUUAAACUCUACCUCACAGAAUAUCAACUUGGGACCAUCUGGAAAUCCUCAUGCUAAACCAACAGACUUUGAUUUCCUGAAAGUGAUUGGGAAAGGCAGCUUUGGCAAGGUUCUUCUUGCUAAACGGAAACUGGAUGGGAAAUACUAUGCUGUCAAAGUGCUGCAGAAAAAAGUUGUUCUUAAUAGGAAAGAGCAAAAACAUAUUAUGGCUGAACGUAAUGUGCUGUUGAAAAACGUGAAACAUCCGUUCCUGGUUGGAUUGCAUUACUCAUUCCAGACAACAGAAAAGCUUUACUUUGUCCUGGAUUUUGUGAACGGAGGAGAGCUGUUCUUUCACUUACAAAGAGAGCGUUCCUUUCCUGAGCACCGAGCCAGAUUUUAUGCUGCUGAAAUAGCCAGUGCACUGGGCUACUUACACUCCAUAAAUAUUGUGUACAGGGAUUUGAAGCCAGAAAACAUUCUCCUAGACUCACUAGGCCAUGUCGUAUUGACAGACUUUGGACUUUGUAAAGAAGGGAUUGCAAGUUCUGACACCACUGCAACUUUCUGUGGGACACCAGAGUACCUUGCACCAGAAGUCAUUAAGAAGCAGCCCUAUGACAACACAGUAGACUGGUGGUGCCUUGGUGCAGUUCUUUAUGAAAUGCUGUAUGGGCUGCCUCCUUUUUACUGCCGUGAUGUUGCUGAGAUGUAUGAGAAUAUUCUUCAUAAGCCCCUAGUUCUGCGCCCAGGAAUCAGUCUUACAGCCUGGUCUAUUCUGGAAGAACUUCUGGAGAAGGAUCGGCAAAGCAGGCUCGGAGCAAGGGAAGACUUUCUUGAAAUUCAGAAGCACCCGUUCUUUGAAUCUCUCAGCUGGACUGACCUGCUUCAGAAGAAGAUUCCACCACCUUUUAACCCGAACGUGGUUGGACCAGAUGAUAUUGGGAAUUUUGAUUCAGUGUUUACAGAAGAAAUGGUCCCGUACUCAGUCUGUGUUUCUUCCAAUUUCAACAUUGUCAAUGCCAGUGUCCUGGAGGCGGACGACGCGUUUGUUGGGUUCUCCUACGCGCCCCCUUCUGAGGACAUGUUCUCCUAGGGGCUGAGGAGCCGGCAGCGGUGGGGUUACGGACACCCUCCGUGGCAGCACAGCUACUGCCUCCUGCUGUAUGUAGGUGUGAACCACGAUCAAACUUUCUCUGCUGUAUAGGAGGAAUUUGGGCAUUUUGGAUGGUUUGCUUUGGGGAGUGAACUGUUUGUUCCUGCUGCAGAAAAUAUUUUUUAAAACCUUUUAAAAGCAUUCUCUACAUAUUUUUUAAGCAAAAACACUGACUGUUCUCAUCAGUCCCUUCAAGUUUACAUUCGUACCUUUCUAAGAUUUGGCUGGCACAAACAGCAGCAAAUUUAGUAAACUUAUAAAUGCCUUUGUACCUAUUUACAGUGACUUGUGCUUGAAUUGUAACUAUGCAAAUUGUCUUUUGUAUAUCCUGGUUUAAAGAAGGUAAAUGUUUUCCCUGUUGUAUCAUUUUGAAAUGUAUGGUAAUUUACCUGUCAGCACUUAAAUGAGGGUUUAAUAAGUUAAGACCAACGUUCUUAAAGGACUUCACACAGAAUGAAAAGUUGGUAAUGGAAAACUGGAUUCUUGUGCUUGCUGUAGCAC